This is a messenger RNA of Ictalurus furcatus (blue catfish), 2132 nucleotides long. RefSeq names its product POU class 2 homeobox associating-factor 2 (gene pou2af2a). The record is from RefSeq and is a predicted model, not a curated record. The transcript has 5 exons. Bases 145 to 954 code for a protein of 269 amino acids. Gene Ontology annotation, molecular function: POU domain binding; DNA binding. Lineage: Eukaryota; Metazoa; Chordata; Actinopteri; Siluriformes; Ictaluridae.
GUAGCAUUUAGGUUUAGUUAAGAUCUGCUGUCUAUGGUACAAUGAUCAAAUUCUGUUCAAGGUUUGAAGUAGACACUGCCAUUUUGCUGGAAUAGUGACUUGGCCUUCCAAAUACUCUCAACGCAAGCAAACGUGAUCUACAACAUGGAAGCUGAGUAUUCCAAGCGAGUGUAUCAGGGAGUCAGAGUCAAGCAUACUGUGAAGGAUCUGCUGGCUGAAAAGAGAUCACGACAAACCAGUGGGCCACGUUAUGCUGGGGUGUCUGCUCAGAGCCAACUUGUCCAAAUGGCAGGUUCCCAUCCACUACCAGGAUACUACAGCAUGAGAAGACCAUUCUUUUCUGAUGCUGAGUUUUGCUCUUCGAGCAAGCAGUUCUCGACAGACAUCUACUCUUCAGCACUGACAGGGAAGUCCUUCUCUUGUGACACUAUGCCCAUGUCUACCUACUCAUCCCUAAUAGAUAGUUACUACCCAGAGUCUUUCAGUGAUUACCGCAGUGCUGCUCACUCUGGAGGAGGAAGUUCUAUCUUCUCGUCCACUGCAUUGGGCACUCGGCUUCCCCCUUUUCCUGGAGAUACCUCUCACUUUAUGCUGAGGGAUUCUUGGGAGCAGGCCGGGAUGGAGCCUACAGAGGGGUUGUGUGGGAAUGGUUUGGCUCCUGCACCAGUGGAGCCGUCCAGCCCCGGCCAGUACCGCUCGUCCUCCAGGAGCUCCAGCAUGGGAUCGUCGCAGUUUUACUCUCUGCACACCCUGGAUGAUAUGCCAUAUCACUCUUCCUUCCAGCUGCCUUCCAGCUUCCCAUGCCCAACAUAUAGUGAACAUGUAGCUAAACUCCCAUCUCUGUCCACAGAGGACACUGAGAAUGCCCCCUCUGCCCUGAAUGACAUGUUGCCAUGGGUCAAAGAAGAUGCCACUGGAGUUUGGUCACACUGUGAAAUUAGAAGAACUUUCUGAUGCAGAGCAUUUGAAUUGCAAACAUGCCAAAGCUGGUUGAAUAUAGGAGAAACAAAGGACAGUCCAUUUCAACUUUUAAAACACCAGGAGCUAAAGCUCAUUUUUGGUGGAUCAGUUCCAAACAAAAAAACUUUAACACACAUGAGUACACUACUGGAUAUUAAGGCAUUUUUAUUCAACAAAAACCAAACUCCUUAGAAAGGGGAAAUGUAACUCAAGAGGACAAGACGUCUUAGUAAGAUGACGUUGAAUAGAGAAGAGCCACAAGGCAUUCCUUUUUAACUUUUAAAUAAUUGCAUUUAAUAUAUAAUUUUAUAUGUAUAUAUUUCACUGAUAUAUUGCUAAUCUAUUAUUAAAAUGACUAGAUGGUACUGUAAUGUAUCUUUUAAAGCAAAAAGAGAAAAAUAGUUUAAUUAAAUACCUGCUCCAUAAAGUGAUUUAUUGCAUGUUUUUGAUGCUUGUACAAUUAAAAAUAUAAUUUUUUUAAUAUGAGUCUACUUUCAAAAGAGAUUAAUCCAAGAGUUUGUGGUGAUGUCAUGACAAGAAAGUAUACGUAAUAAAUAAACUGAAAUAAUUUGUUUUAUUUGUAUAGAUCCUCUCCAUUUUUGCCCUGUUUACCUUUAUUGUAUUACCUUUAUUUUUCCAUAAACAUUUUCUUGGCCUUUUGGUUAUUCUGAAUGUUAUCAUACAUUACAACUCUUAGGCUGGACUUACUGUAGGCAACUUUGCUGCUGUAUAAAAGAUUAGACAGAUAACAGUGUAAUAUUGUCAUGGAAACAAAGCACAUAAACAAAUCAGUCGAUUGUCCAAGUUUUAAACAUGGUGUGCCAAAAGAAACCAAAAACUCUAACACUUGGCACUACUGAAUUAUGUAUAGGGCAAAUCUGAAUUUAUAGAUCUGAUUUGUCCUUUUUGUGCAAAAUGUAUGGCCACAUAAUGGCAUUUGUUGUAUCGACUUCAUAGUUAAUAAAUCCUUCAUAAAUUCUGAUACUUAAGGGCUUUGCACAGAAUAACAACUGUUACAAUUGACAAAGAUAGAUAAGAUUCAUUAGGCUUCUGUAUGUGAAUUUGGCAGAAGUAAUAGACUUCGCGAUUUCUUUACUAUACUACUUCAUAUUACUUCACUGUAAAACUGGAUAAGUUCAUUCACCUCAAAAAAUGUGAGGAAACUAAUUACC